Salvia splendens (bonfire salvia) is the source of this 1248-nucleotide messenger RNA. RefSeq names its product receptor-like protein Cf-9 homolog. The record is from RefSeq and is a predicted model, not a curated record. Lineage: Eukaryota; Viridiplantae; Streptophyta; Magnoliopsida; Lamiales; Lamiaceae. The transcript is spliced from 5 exons. The coding region runs from base 1 to 1248 and encodes 415 amino acids. Gene Ontology annotation, molecular function: protein binding.
AUGCUUCAACAGUUGGACUUAACUAACAACAAGAUAAGUGGUAAUAUUCCAAAUGAGAUUGGUGCUCUCACUAAAUUACAAUCUUUGGACAUGAGUGUGAACAACUUAAGUGGCAAUAUUCCAAAAGAGAUCAGUGCUCUUACUAAUUUACAAGCUUUAGGUAUGAGUUCCAACGACUUUAGUGGCUACAUGCCAAGAGAAAUUGGGAACUUGACAGUGCUUCAAACGUUGUACCUUAGUACGAACAAGUUAAGUGGUCCUAUUCCAUCCACCUUUUGGCAUCAAUCAGGGUUGGUUGAUUUGGCACUAGGUUCCAACAACUUAAGUGGAGAGAUUCCACCAUCCAUUUGCAACUUGAGAUCCCUUCAAGUACUUUAUUUAUCAGACAAUAAUUUGGAAGGAUCAAUUCCAGAUUGUAUGGGAAAUUUGAGCACAUCUCUAGUAAUCCUCCCUUUGAAUGAAAAUAAACUUAGUGGCCUCAUCCCAUCAUCAACAUUCACAAAGGGUUGUAGUCUUCAGUCAAUCAAUCUAGAUGGAAACAAAUUGGAAGGAACACUACCUCAAACCCUAGUCAACUGCCAGGAUCUCCAGGCCAUCAACAUUGGUGAUAAUGAAAUACGAGAUGUGUUUCCCGUUUGGAUGGAAACACUCCCUCUACUUCGCAUCUACAUCUUGAGGUUAAACAAGUUCGAUGGUGCGAUAUUGGGAUCUUCAAACACGGAGAAUCCAUUUCCAAAGUUGCAAGUCUUGGAUGUAUCACAUAAUGUGUUUGUUGGCUCUCUACCUGAUAGAUAUUUCAAGCACUUUCGAGGAAUGAUAGAUUCCAAGGAAAACUAUACUGAUGAUGAAGAAAAUUUGUUUGUAGAAUCCAUAUCGUUGAUUCUCACGUUGAAAGGAUUGGAUCAGUUAUUGGAGCGACUACUAACAACUUUUACGAUUAUCAACUUAUACAACCAUCUCUUGGAGGGACAAAUACCUCAAUCUAAUCAACUUUCGACAUUUGGGAACGAAUCAUAUAUGGGAAAUGCAGGAUUGUGUGGGUUUCCAUUGACGAGAAAAUGUGAUAGGAGCGAUGAAAAACCAUCGUUGCAGCAGGAAGAUGAUGGCGAGUCUGGUUUUGUGAAUGGAUUUGGUUGGCAACCAGUUGUGUUGGGGUAUGGAUGUGGGUUCAUAAUUGGAGUGUUUAUGGGCUGUGGAAUUAUUCACUAUGAAAGGCCAAGAUGGUUAUUGAAAUUUAUUUUUGGUUGA